Messenger RNA from Rhea pennata, 1250 nucleotides. It is a transcript of the gene CAMKV, whose product is annotated as CaM kinase like vesicle associated. Bases 87 to 1250 code for a protein of 387 amino acids. The record is from RefSeq and is a predicted model, not a curated record. The transcript has 11 exons. Gene Ontology annotation, cellular component: intracellular anatomical structure. Gene Ontology annotation, biological process: peptidyl-serine phosphorylation. Lineage: Eukaryota; Metazoa; Chordata; Aves; Rheiformes; Rheidae. Gene Ontology annotation, molecular function: calmodulin binding; calcium/calmodulin-dependent protein kinase activity; ATP binding.
GCGCCGGCACCGCGCGGCGCUCAGCGGCCGCCCCGGGGCUCGGCCCCCCUUUGCGGUGCGAGAGGCGUUCAGCACCGGGCCCUGCGAUGCCGUUUGGCUGUGUGACGCUGGGAGACAAGAAAGAUUAUAACCAGCCGUCCGAGGUGACCGACAGAUAUGACUUGGGCCAGGUCAUCAAAACGGAGGAGUUUUGCGAAAUCUUCCGGGCCAAGGAGAAGACGACGGGCAAGCUCUACACGUGCAAGAAGUUCCUGAAGCGGGACGGGCGGAAGGUGCGGAAGGCGGCCAAGAACGAGAUCAUCAUUUUGAAAAUGGUGAAGCACCCCAACAUCCUGCAGCUGGUGGAUGUGUACAUCACCCGCAAAGAGUAUUUCAUCUUCCUGGAGCUGGCCACGGGCCGGGAGGUCUUCGACUGGAUCCUCGACCAGGGCUACUACUCCGAGAGGGACACCAGCAACGUCAUCCGGCAGGUGCUGGAGGCCGUCGCCUACCUGCACUCGCUCAAGAUCGUGCACAGGAACCUCAAGCUGGAGAACCUCGUGUAUUAUAACCGCCUGAAGAACUCCAAGAUCGUCAUCAGCGACUUCCACCUGGCCAAGCUGGAGAACGGCCUCAUCAAGGAGCCCUGCGGCACGCCGGAGUACCUGGCUCCCGAGGUGGUGGGACGCCAGCGGUACGGGCGGCCGGUGGACUGCUGGGCCAUCGGCGUCAUCAUGUACAUCCUCCUCUCGGGGAACCCCCCCUUCUACGAGGAGGCGGACGAGGACGACUACGAGAACCACGACAAGAACCUCUUCCGCAAAAUCCUCGCCGGCGACUACGAGUUCGACCCGCCCUACUGGGACGACAUCUCGCAGGCGGCCAAGGAGCUGGUGACGCGUCUGAUGGAGGUGGAGCAGGACCAGAGGAUCACGGCGGAGGAGGCCAUCUCCCACGAGUGGAUUUCCGGCAACGCCGCCUCCGACAAGAACAUCAAGGACGGCGUCUGCGCCCAAAUCGAGAAGAACUUCGCCAGGGCCAAGUGGAAGAAAGCUGUGCGCGUGACCACGCUCAUGAAGCGCCUGCGGGCGCCAGAGCAGCCGCCGGCCGCCACCGCUCCCGCCGCCGCCGCCACCGCCGCCACCACGGACGCUGCGGACACGCCGCCCGCCGCCGCUGCCGCCGCCGCGCAGCCCCCGCCCGCCGCCGCCGCCGCCACCACGUGCAAUGGGGCCGGGGCCGCCGAGGCCCGCAGCGAAGAGACCGGCUGA